Molecule: messenger RNA, 1032 nt
Organism: Rotaria sp. Silwood2
Lineage: Eukaryota; Metazoa; Rotifera; Eurotatoria; Philodinida; Philodinidae
Source: the annotation of a GenBank genome assembly
AUGAGUGGAGAUUUUCACUUGUCAUCGUCGGAAAGAAUUGAAAUUGUCAAAUGGUAUGCCAUACACGAAAAUGCAGCCGAAGUUGCUCGUCAGUUUCAAUAUCGUUAUGACCAAACUCCUCCGUCACGAAAGCACAUUUUGAACCUUGUACGAAAAUUUGAUGAAACCGGAAGUGCCCAAGACGCAAUCAUAUCUGGACGACCUAGAUCUGUUAAUACCGAGGAGAACAAAGAACGUGUUCGUGCUGCUUUUCAAGAAAAUCCUACAACAUCAUCGAGAAGAGCUGCUUUGGAGUUAAAUCUGUCAAGAACCAGUCUCCAACGAAUGAUGAAAGAGCUAGGAUUGAAACCAUAUCGACCUCAGCUCCUUCAUGCGUUGCAUGAUGAUGAUCCCGAUAGACGUUGUGAAUUUGCCGAAAUUUUUCUAAACUUGGUCGAUGACGACCCUUCGUUACUUGACCGAAUUUUUUGGACUGACGAAUCCACCUUCAAGUUGAAUGGGCAUGUUAAUCGGCAUAAUUGCGUUUAUUAUGCUACAGAAAAUCCUCACAUAGUGAUCAGCCAAGUGAUGAAUGCUCCAGGUGUUAUUGUAUGGGCUGGUAUUUGGUCUGGCGGUAUUAUCGGACCAUUCUUCUUUCAUGACACCGUUACUGCCGAGAGUUAUCUUGAAAAACUGAAUGAUGAAAUUUUUCCUGCUAUUGAGAAUCGAAUGAAUUUAGAAGAGACAUUUUACAUGCACGAUGGAGCACCACCUCAUUAUGCGCAACCAGUUCGACAAUUCUUGCAUGAGACAUUUCCUGAUCGGUGGAUUGGACGUCGUGGACCCAUUGACUGGCCAGCGCGGUCGCCAGACUUAACACCGACUGAUUUUUUCUUAUGGCCAGUGAUCAAAGACCGUGUCUAUGCGACAAAGCCUCAGAAUAUUCAAGCACUUAAUGAUGCUAUUACUACCGAAAUGCAACGUUUGCCAGAAGAUUUAUGUCGAAGGGCUUGUCAAUCAGUAUCCGAAAGAUUACACUUUGCAAAGACUUAG